Molecule: messenger RNA, 523 nt
Organism: Octopus bimaculoides (California two-spot octopus)
Lineage: Eukaryota; Metazoa; Mollusca; Cephalopoda; Octopoda; Octopodidae
Molecular function (GO): protein binding
Source: RefSeq, a predicted model, not a curated record
AUAUCUUAACUCCAACAACAUUACAACUAUCGAACCAGGUACAUUCACGGGGCUUUCGAAUUUACAGACACUAGAUCUUACCUACAACAAGAUUACAACUAUCAAACCAUAUGCAUUCACGGGGCUUUCGAAUUUACAGAAACUACAUCUUGACGCCAACAACAUUGGAACUAUCGAACCAGAUACAUUCACGGGGCUUUCGAAUUUACAGAAACUAAAACUUUACUCCAACAAGAUUACAACUAUUAAACCAGGUACAUUCACGGGGCUUUUGAAUUUACAGGAACUAUAUCUUGGCUCCAACAACAUUGCAACUUUCAAACCAGAUACAUUCAAGGAGAUUUCGAAUUUACAGACAUUAUCUCUUGGCUACAACAACAUUGCAACUAUCGAACCAGGUGCAUUCAAGGGGCUUUCGAAUUUACAGUAUCUAAAUCUUUACAAAAAUGAAAUUUCGUGGAUUGAAAAAGGAAUGUUUCAAGGCCUUCAUGGCUUACAGAUUCUGUAAGUGCCUUCAUUCUUG